This is a messenger RNA of Phanerochaete carnosa HHB-10118-sp, 2877 nucleotides long. RefSeq lists its product as uncharacterized. Bases 33 to 2630 code for a protein of 865 amino acids. Gene Ontology annotation, cellular component: ciliary basal body; pericentriolar material; spindle pole. Gene Ontology annotation, molecular function: gamma-tubulin binding. The transcript has 4 exons. The record is from RefSeq and is a predicted model, not a curated record. Gene Ontology annotation, biological process: mitotic cell cycle; microtubule nucleation. NCBI's taxonomy places the organism in Eukaryota, Fungi, Basidiomycota, Agaricomycetes, Polyporales, Phanerochaetaceae.
GUCUAUGUUGAACCUGGUUCGACGUUCCCGUCAUGCUCGCGGUCUGCACAACCGCCUCGCUUGUUCUCCUCGAUCCGCCAACGCUCAAAAAGGCGCCAUCGACUGUUCCCCCGACUUGCACGUUCUCUUGCGCACCCGCCACGAGCUGCUGGGCCUCAGACAACAGCACCCUCUUCGUCGUAAAUGACAAGAGCAUCCAACGAUAUGAUCCCAUGGGCGCACUCCUCAGCACUAUUCCCCGCAAACACCCCGUCACUGCGCUAGUCAGCAAAGAUAAAGGGGACACGCUUAUCGCGGGUAUUCAGGACCAGGUCUCGGUGCUCGACGCCAACUCUGGCAAGAUCGCGUUCAGCCUCGAGACGCACAGCGGGUCUGUGAGCGGGCUGGCUCUCUCGCCGGAUGGGACCCUCCUAGCGUCGACAUCUGGCUCUGUUGUACCUGAGGUGCAUGUCCACAACCUCUCUGGGGCCUUGUCACACGUCGAGCUGCAGAAUUUGCCGCGCAGGGGCGACGUGACAGCGUGCACGUUUCAUCCGCACUCGAAGUCGAAGCUGCUGGUCGCUGUUGGCUCCCAGCUGCUUGUAUACGACAUUGCGAAGCCAAAUGCGCCAGCGAAGACUGUUCAGCUGGACAGGAGGUCUGGCGAGAUCGCUGCGAUAACGUGCAGUCCGUUCAGCAGGAGCCUCGUCGCGGUUGGAUGCAACACAGGCGUGGUUAAUUUGGUGGACUUGGAUAAGGAGAAAGGCCUCUUCCGCACCAUCCCCCUAGAGGCACGGCUGUCAUCCUUGGUUUUCUCACCUGAGGGAGCGGCCCUCUAUGCAGGGACAGAUGACGGGAAGCUCCUCAUUCUUGAUCUCCGCGCUUUGGACAAACCUGCCAGAAGCAUCUGUGUCGGCGGGCCGGUUGUGUGCAUAUCUGUCCAGCGGAAACUGAAACUACAUGAAAGCUCUUCACGCCUACGACCGUCCGUGACUGCUCUUAGCAAGCGCAAAGCGGAUGCCGAUGCUACAGAGAAACUAGCCCGACCCCCGGUGACAGGGUCGAGCGCGGUGUCAUCACCAACUUCAGUACCUUUCUCGAAAUCCAAGACAUCCACCACUAGCAAGACUGCUCUCAGCCCUGGGCCAUCACCCGGACGCAUCGUGCGUACUAGGACCAUCUCUGCGACUUCGACCCCGUCCAAGUCUGUCACGAAACCUCGGAUCGACAACAGUAAGAGCACGCCACCUGAACCGAAAUCAAGCGGUGGAUCAGCUGCACCCGAGAAGGGUGAAGAACCACCGCUUCCGCCUGUACCCUUGCCUAUGCGCGCUCGAACCGUGUCCGCGGCGACCAGCGCGAGUUCACGUGCCACAGCGAGCAGCACGACCUCGAAGAUUACACGUGUAUCGAGCUCGACGAGUGCGACAAGCGUGGAGGCCGGCAGCCCACGCACACGGAAAAUCAGCAGCGGAGUUAAGAAUCCACUGUCUCCCCUUAAAUCUCCUUCGAUGGAGGCAGAAAAUCGGUCCGCUACACCUGCUGAGAAACCCACUUCGAGGGUGAGAAAGACGAUUGCUAUGCUUUCCGCCGCGAAUCAAGAGAAGGCUGCGGGACCGAGCAGGGUGCGUCCGCGUACGGUCUCCACCACUUCUAGCAAGUCGGUUUCCGGUCCUGUCGCUUCAAACUCGAGCACAAGCCGCGUAAGUGCUGGUGCGAGUGCGAGUACAAGCACUGUCUCUCCGACUACGGCGAAGACACACGUCAAGUCACGCACGCAGCCUUCGCGUUCGUCUGUCAGCAAUGUCGCAUCGCGCUCCCCUAGGGUGGAGCCCCGCUCUGCUGCAUUUGUCUCCCCAGUUCCCCCAGUUCCCCCCUUGCCUGAGGCCUUUAAAGACCAGGAACAGCUCACGGGCAUCGACAUCAAGUGGACCAUCUCACGCACACCAAGCCCUGAUCCGCACGAUGACGAUGAUAUGGUGAACACACCAGUGCCAUUGGCGAAGCGCAAUAAGGGAAAGGGCAAGGAGCCGAUGUCACCAGAGGCGCCGAAGACGAACGUCCUAGGACUCGGCACGCCCGAGCUCAAGCGUUGGAUCCAGUCCGAAGCAGAAAGCCGGGAUGGUGCGCUCAACGACGAUGCGGACGGCCACCGCGUUGAGUUCCUCCAGGUCCCGGCGAACGAGGUUCAGAUCCAGAGUAUUCGGGUCGUGGGCGACGACGCGCCCGAGGUAGGAUCCAGCCCACAAGGCGAGCCAGGAAAGGCGACGGUGCAGAUGAUGUUGCAGAUAUCGCCACGUCGCUCGUCCGAGAAGCUCUCGCCAAACUGGACGCCGAUCCCAUCGCUCUUCAGCCCGUCGCGUACGAAUUCAAUGCACGGCCCGGAACAGGGCGCGUCGAGCUCGUCUGGCGCGCCGCCAAGCCCCGCGCAUGAGCUUCUGCAGUCGCUCGUCCGGGACGCGAUGUAUGAUUUCCGGAGGGAGACGAAGUCGGAGAUUAUCGGGCUGCAUUUGGAUCUGGUGAGGAUGGGGAGAGGGUGGAGGAAGGAGCUUCGCGAGACACUCGAGUCGUGGAGCGAGGAGCUGAAGGAGAUUCGGCGCGAGAACGAGCUGCUGAGGCAAGAGAACGAGAGGCUGAGAAGGGGUUAUUGAUGAAUAUUUAGAGAUGUUAUUGACGUCUCAUAUCGCUCAUUGUUUAUUUUAAGCUACCGUGUUCUUGUAUGUUCUGUACUCACGGCUUUGUUCACGAUAAUUACGAGAAUAACACGACUGUUUCGAUGAUCCUGAGGAGCUCAGCUUUAAGUCAUUAUAUCACUUUUCGUCCGAGGGUAGCCUCUGUCGACAAAACCAAGUCUAAAGCUUGCUGGGCUAAGUCUCUAUGUUGCGGCAAUGUCAACAG